AUGGGCAUUAUCUCCACAGAAAUGCAACAAGCAGUUCUCAUCACUUGCCUUUGCUUAAUCUUAGUGGCUUUUUCCAAAGUUCAUGGAGAAACCCAAGAACCCUGCAAAGAAUUGAAGUGUAGCUAUCAUGGCCCUGCUAUCCAUUUCCCUUUCAGGAUCAAAGAUAGACACCCAGAUUAUUGUGGAUAUCCUGGGUUUGCUGUAUCUUGCAAUGACAGACAUGAGACUUUUCUUGAGCUCCCAACAAUUCCGGUCAAACUCUCUGUGGAAUCUAUAAAUUAUGAGCGUCAGGAAAUGUAUCUAUAUGACCCCGAUAAUUGCCUGGUGGCAAAGCUUAUAGAAAUCCGCAACAUGUCAUUCUCUCCCUUCUACGUAAUCGACCCUCAGAACAUUACGCUAUUCAAUUGUUCUUCUUUAGUUAUUCGGGAUGAGGGACUGGAUCUAUAUCCAAAUUAUCCUGUGGCUGCCCCAUGCCUUAACAGCCUCGGCCACCAAGUUUAUGCAGUUGAUUCUGCUGAUCACGUUGAAGACCUACAAUCAUGUACCAAGAUGUAUAAUGUUUUCUCAGUCCCUUUUUAUUCUCAGAGCGUGGUUCCUUUCCGAUGGUCUAAACCAAAUUGUACAGAAUGUGAUGCAGAGGGAAAGAAGUGUAGAUUGAAGAACAGUGACACUAACAAUGAAAUUGAAUGUGUACUGGACUUGAGGAAAGCAAAUAAGAAACGGGAUAGGUUAAGGAUAUCAUGGGAAUAUGAGCCUCAAUUAGUCUCUUAUUACUUUGUUAAAGAUCUUUAA
Messenger RNA from Prunus armeniaca (apricot), 792 nucleotides. NCBI's taxonomy places the organism in Eukaryota, Viridiplantae, Streptophyta, Magnoliopsida, Rosales, Rosaceae. The record is from the annotation of a GenBank genome assembly.